AUGGAUUCGUUGCUUGUUGCUCCUUUUUCUCACUCAUACUCGUAUUCAAUCACCACCACUAGUCGGAAUCUAUGGCGGAGUAAAGCUUGUGCUAAUAAUUACUGUGCCAUUCCAAGUUCUUGUGCUCCAAAAGCUUCGAGGCACAAAUGGAAUAUUGAAAAAGAAUAUAACGUUUUGAAGUUCUUGAAGCCAAGUUUAAGUCUUUAUGGCAAAGGCACUGAAGAAGGGUCUACACAUCAAGAAUGCAAUAGAAAAUUUGUUGUGAAAGCGGCCCCUGAACAAUCUUUUGAAUCUGAGCAGCCUGAUUUUGAUCCAAAAAACUUUUUGGAUGCUUUCUACAGGUUUUCCAGGCCACACACAGUUAUUGGCACAGCAUUAAGCAUACUUUCUGUGUCUCUUCUUGCAGUGGAGAAACUAUCAGAUAUAUCCCCUUUAUUUUUUACAGGUGUGUUGGAGGCUGUAGUAGCUGCCCUGUUUAUGAAUAUUUAUAUUGUUGGUUUGAAUCAAUUGUCCGAUGUUGAAAUAGACAAGAUAAAUAAACCAUAUCUUCCAUUGGCAUCUGGAGAAUAUUCCUUUGCAACUGGUGCAAUUAUUGUUGCAUCUUCUGCGAUUUUGAGUUUCUGGCUUGGCUGGAUUGUAGGUUCAGGGCCAUUGCUUUGUGCUCUUUUCGUCAGUUUUGUGCUAGGGACAGCUUAUUCAGUCAAUGUUCCCUUGUUGAGAUGGAAGAGAUUUGCAGUGCUCGCCGCAAUGUGCAUUCUUUCUGUUCGUGCAGUUAUAGUUCAACUAGCAUUUUUCCUUCACAUGCAGACAUUUGUGUACAAGAGGCCAGUUGUCUUUUCAAGACCUUUGAUCUUUGCAACGGCAUUCAUGAGCUUCUUCUCUGUAGUUAUAGCAUUGUUCAAGGAUAUACCAGACAUCGAAGGAGAUAAAAUAUUUGGCAUUCAAUCUUUUUCAGUACGUUUAGGUCAGAAGCCGGUAUUCUGGAUUUGUGUUUGCCUUCUUGAAUUGGCUUAUGGAGUCGCCCUUGUAGUCGGAGUAACAUCUUCUUCCCUAUGGAGUAAAAUUGUCACGGGUCUUGGACAUGCUGUACUUGCUUCACUUCUUUACUAUCAUGCCAAAUCUGUAGAUUUGAAAAACAAAGCUUCCAUAACAUCCUUCUACAUGUUCAUCUGGAAGCUAUUUUACGCAGAAUACUUACUCAUACCUUUAGUUAGAUGA
This is a messenger RNA of Vicia faba (fava bean), 1218 nucleotides long. The record is from the annotation of a GenBank genome assembly. NCBI's taxonomy places the organism in Eukaryota, Viridiplantae, Streptophyta, Magnoliopsida, Fabales, Fabaceae.